AUGCAAGUGUACAAGAUUGAGUUGUGGCUGAAAUCGCAUGAGAACAACAGUUCAGAAGUCAUUGUAGAGAUGGUUGGGGCAAUGAAAGCUAAAUUUGACAAGUAUUGCCGUGAGUACAGUGUGAUUCUUGCAAUGGCAGCAGUGUUUGAUCCUAGAUUUAAGUUGUCUCUACUAGAUUAUUUCUUCACAAAGUUGGAUGAUGAAACAGAAGCUGCUCCAUCAACUGGAAACAACACAGACGAUUCAGUAGCUGGAGUUGAAUCAUCACAGACCUCUUUAUAUGAUGACUUUUACAACUUUCGCAAGAACAGUGUGAAUUCUAAUGGAAAAUCUGCAUUGGAUAUGUAUCUGGAAGAACCACUGGUGGACGUAAAGGCUUUUCCAAAUUUGGAUGUUUUAUCCUAUUGGAAGGACAACUCUCUUCGCUUUGGUGUGUUGGCUACUAUGGCUUCUGAUCUUUUAAGCAUUCCUAUAACUACUGUGGCCUCCGAGUCCUCAUUCAGCAUUGGCUCACGAGUUCUAAACAAGUACAGAAGCUGUCUCCUCCCUCGACUUUGA
Brassica oleracea var. oleracea is the source of this 558-nucleotide messenger RNA. Its product is annotated as zinc finger BED domain-containing protein DAYSLEEPER-like. The transcript has 3 exons. Gene Ontology annotation, molecular function: protein dimerization activity; DNA binding. Lineage: Eukaryota; Viridiplantae; Streptophyta; Magnoliopsida; Brassicales; Brassicaceae. The record is from RefSeq and is a predicted model, not a curated record. Bases 1 to 558 code for a protein of 185 amino acids.